AUGCCUCCGUCCAAAAGAAACCGGGUCAUCCCGACCUCCAAAACCCGCAAGAACCGCAAAGAACUUGUCCGUCGACUGGCCUCCAAUGUCCAAGAAGCGGCGGAGAAAUACUCGUACAUCUGGGUCUUUGAUGUCCAGAACAUGCGAAACAACUUCCUCAAACAAGUCAGACAAGAGUUCGACGACUCGAGAAUCAUGAUGGGAAAGACAAAAGUGCUCAUGGUCGGCUUGGGACAGACCCAAGAGACCGAGUGCGUUCCUGGAGCCCACCAGCUGGGUCCGUAUGUGAAAGGCGAAGUCGGCCUGCUCUUCACGGACCGAGAACCCAAAGAAGUCGAGGAUUUCUUCGAGGAUUUCCUGGCAGAGGAUUUCGCAAGGAGCGGCACGGUUGCGACUCGUGAGGUCAGGAUCCCGCCUGGACCCAUCCACACAAUGUACGGCGUUGAAGGCGGCGAGGAAGAUCCUCUGCCCAUCCAGAUCGAACCGACUCUGCGCAAACUCGGCAUUCCAACCCGUCUGCACAAGGGCACGAUAGUGCUUGAGGAGCAGCCGGACGGCUCCAUGGCCGAAGAGGAGGGAUAUCUCGUAUGCAGACGAGGGGACGCAUUGGAUUCCAGACAAACAUCGAUUCUCAAGAUCCUUGGCGUGCGCAUGUCAGAGUUCAGAAUCGGACUGAAGGCAGUCUUUGACAAGAAGGAAGCGACCGUUCGGGAGGUGGGGGGGAUGGACGUGGACGAGGCUUCUUGA
This is a messenger RNA of Capronia coronata CBS 617.96, 747 nucleotides long. RefSeq lists its product as uncharacterized. Gene Ontology annotation, molecular function: RNA binding. Gene Ontology annotation, cellular component: nucleolus; preribosome, large subunit precursor. The record is from RefSeq and is a predicted model, not a curated record. Bases 1 to 747 code for a protein of 248 amino acids. The transcript has a single exon. NCBI's taxonomy places the organism in Eukaryota, Fungi, Ascomycota, Eurotiomycetes, Chaetothyriales, Herpotrichiellaceae. Gene Ontology annotation, biological process: rRNA processing; ribosomal large subunit biogenesis; nuclear-transcribed mRNA catabolic process.